Messenger RNA from Castor canadensis (American beaver), 6765 nucleotides. NCBI's taxonomy places the organism in Eukaryota, Metazoa, Chordata, Mammalia, Rodentia, Castoridae. The record is from RefSeq and is a predicted model, not a curated record.
CUGCCCUGGCCAGGGGUUCCGGCUGCAUUUCCAUGAGCGCAGCCGGCAGCUGCGGAGCUGUGGGAAGCGGACUCGGGGCGACCUGGGGCGCCGUAGUCAGCCACGCACAGCUUUUAGGUUAAUUUGAGUACGAGAGCUGACCUGAUCAGCCCACCUGUACAGCCCCAAGGAAGAUCCUACUCUCACAGACAGGAAGAAGUGACCGAGCCCAGACUGACCUGGAAUCCACCAGUCUUCCUGCCUCAACCUCCCAAGUGCUGGGAUUACAGUGAGGUGGCCUCUGCUCCCCAGAUCAAGAUGAACGCCAUGCUGGAGACCCCCGAGCUCCCGGCCGUGUUUGACGGGGUGAAGUUGGCUGCAGUGGCUGCCGUGCUAUAUGUCAUCGUCCGCUGUUUGAACCUGAAGAGCCCCACGGCCCCACCUGACCUCUACUUCCAGGACUCAGGGCUCUCCCGCUUUCUGCUCAAGUCCUGUCCUCUUCUGACCAAAGAAUACAUUCCACCCUUGAUCUGGGGGAAGAGUGGACACAUGCAGACGGCCUUGUACGGGAAGAUGGGAAGGGUGAGGUCGCCACAUCCAUACGGGCACCGGAAGUUCAUCACCAUGUCUGACGGAGCCACUUCCACGUUUGACCUCUUUGAGCCCUUGGCCGAGCACUGUGUUGGAGAUGAUGUCACCAUGGUCAUCUGCCCUGGAAUUGCCAAUCACAGUGAGAAGCAGUACAUCCGCACCUUCGUUGACUAUGCCCAGAAGAACGGCUACCGCUGUGCCGUGCUGAACCACCUGGGCGCCCUGCCCAACAUCGAGCUGACCUCUCCUCGCAUGUUCACCUAUGGCUGCACGUGGGAGUUUGGAGCCAUGGUGAACUACAUCAAAAAGGCCUACCCCUUCACCCAGCUGGUGGUCGUGGGCUUCAGCCUGGGCGGUAACAUCGUGUGCAAGUACUUGGGGGAGAUCCAGGCAAACCAAGAGCGGGUCCUGUGUUGCGUCAGCGUGUGCCAGGGGUAUAGUGCGCUGAGGGCCCAGGAGACCUUCAUGCAGUGGGACCAGUGCCGGCGCUUCUACAACUUCCUCAUGGCCGACAACAUGAAGAAGAUCAUCCUUUCCCACAGGCAAGCUCUUUUUGGAGACCAUGUGAAGAAACCUCAGAGCCUGGAGGACUCGGACUUGAGCCGGCUCUACACAGCAACCUCCCUGAUGCAGAUAGAUGACAACGUGAUGAGGAAGUUCCAUGGCUACACCUCCCUGAAGGAGUACUAUGAGGAGGAGAGCUGCAUGAGGUACCUGCACAGGAUCUAUGUGCCUCUCAUGCUGGUCAACGCAGCUGAUGACCCGUUGGUGCAUGAAAGUCUGCUGACCAUUCCAAAAUCUCUCUCAGAGAAACGGGAGAACGUGAUGUUCGUGCUGCCUCUGCACGGGGGCCACCUGGGCUUCUUCGAGGGCUCUGUGCUCUUUCCCGAGCCCCUGACGUGGAUGGAUAAGCUGGUGGUGGAGUACGCCAAUGCCAUUUGCCAGUGGGAACGGAGCAAGUUGCAGUGCUCCGACACCGAGCAGGUGGAGGCCGAGCUGGAAUGAGGCCUCUGGACUCUGACGCACUCCAGUGGCCCUCUGGAACCUGCGUCCUCUCCCCCACCCCCACCCCGCUGUUCCAGGUCUCCCAUCUCCCUCUGUGACCUGGAUCUGACCUCACACCGUCAGCGGGCACCACCCACCAUGUACACCUGUCUCAAGUAGGCACUCACCCUGGGGGCUGCAGGCUAUUUUUGUGCUUAGUUACUGGUUUUCUCCAAUGGUGACAAGCAAGCGACAGGAUUCUCACCUCCCUGUCCAGUUUCAGCAUCUGAUUGCUUUUAAGCCAAUUACAUCUAGUUUCCCUAUUAAAAAAUGUGUCUGAACAGCAGUUUUGCUUUGCCAAACAAAAGGCUUUUCCCUGAUAGCAGUGAAGGAUGUGUGCUGUCCUGUGACAGUUGUCCGUGACCUUAUCUAAACCCUGACAACAGCUCAGCUGGAGUCUGAGGGUCUGGGUCUCCUGGGCCAGAGUGAGUGCUGCCUUUAACGUGCCACAGAAAAAGGGCCAGGGGUGUGGCUCAGUGGUGGAGCACUUGCUAGCAUGCUCAAGACCCUGGGCUCCAUCCCCAGCACUGGGGAAAAAAAAUUCCCUUGAAUCUCAAGCCACGUUUCUCCUAAGGCACGUCCUCACACUUUGCUGCUGAGGGUUGCAUGGGGCACUUUUUAAAAAUUCGGCCUCCCAGGUCCCUCCCCUCAGAGAGGCUGGUUCAGUGGGGUUGGGAAGGAGUCUGGGGAUUUUAAUUUUUGACAAGUGCCCCAGGGGACUCUCAUCACCAAGCAAAUAUGGGAAACCUGACUCUACAGCACUUUUAGAAGUCGUUGGUGGCUCAUUUUGUUGAAAUUCAUAGUCAACCAUGUCUCUUUGCUCCCAGGGGCCUCCAACACAGCCAGGCCUGUUGUGGAGCUGCCCUCGUGUGACUGCAAUGUGAUGUCCCCAAAAACGCCCUGGGUGGGAAUGGGCAUGGGGUCUGCUUCUUGCCGGCUGUAUGACCCUGGAAAUGUCCCUUUGGACUUGAGUCUCUGUACCUUUGACAUGGGGGCUUGGACCAGGUUGAUUGCCGAGGUGACCACCAGUUCUGAAGUUCAAUGACAAACUCAGUGUCCUGAGGUUUGAGAGAACCAGGGGGACCCAGAGGCCACUCAACCAGUUUGAGCAUGUAGAUGUCAGCAUCUGCCUGCCUUUCUUUUUCUUCCCCUUGUUUCGUAGAAAGAUUUUGGGGAAUCUUUUUAACACUCAAUGGUAAUUUUAGUUUUUUAAACCCAGGAGGUCCCUCUAAUUCUGGCUUUUGAUACCAAGCAGAUCAAAAGUUGGUUCUGAGUUCAAGGAAAGUUAUUUCCAACUCAAGAGGGUGUUAUUUUGAAACCAACUGUUUAACCGAAUAGCCUCUGUUUGUUGUCUGUUGGAUGGAUCUUUCUAGAAUGUUCUCUCAAGUGGACAUGUCAAGGUAGGUGUCACAUACUCCUCUGCAGUCCUGUUGUACUUGACACCUAAGAACCCUGAACUUUGCGAAAUCAGCAGUUGCUAUCUGGAACUAAACAGGACUCUAAGCGACAGAACCUGAGUGACAGACUGCAGUAUGGCAUGACUCUGUGGGUGUUUAAGGGAUGAAGGAGCCAUUGGAAUGCCUGAAUGUGACCCUCGGCCACAGGUGGAAGUGGAGUGACUGUGACAGUAAUGUCUGUAACUUGAACAAGUUGUCUUCUGACAAUCACCUUAUCCUCCCAAUCAUCUCAGAAACAGCCAUUCCCUCAAAAGAGAUUUCUGGGUCUUGACUUUGCUUCAGUCUAAUUUCUCACCCUCACCAAAUUCUGUUACUGUGGCUUUUAUUUCUGUAAUGUACAAAUUGGCACUUUUAUCAUCUACCCCUCAGCUUGAAAGCUAGUCCCUCUCCUUCCUGUUACUUUUCCCUCCACCCAACCACAGCUCUAAUCUAGAAGAUUCAUAAAUCUGUUUCCUGCUCCUCCCUUCAUUCCUCAAGACUUUAUGAAGAUAGGCCAAUCAAGCAAUAACGUAGUAGGACUGAAUCACCGUCCCUGAGGCGAGGGGCUAAGGCCACAUCUCUGGACCUACUGACAAAGUAGUGGCUCAAGUAGCACCCCCUUCAGGAGAAAAGUCAGUCCUGUGUCACACACUGGGAGGCAGUGGGGGAGCCUGGUCUGCACAGGGGUCCUGGAGACCUGAGGAGGACAGGCAGGACUGGGGCACAGCUUUUGUUGUCACACAGCCGGAAUUCCCCCCCAGGACCGGUGGCAGGCACAAUCCAGCUGAAGCCUCUCAGUGUGUGACUCUGAAUAGCACUCACUUUCCAUUUUGUUUGGUUCACAUGAAAUCAACUGAAGCCCUUUAUUCAAGCUUUGGGCUCUCGGGGAUGGAAAUGAGAACAUGACUGUGGCAAUCCUACAGGACAGUUCUUGUUUGUCCUUGAAUGAGAGCACAGAGAUGCAAACUUGUCUAGUCAAUGAGGGGACACACUUUAGAUGCGGGUCACUCUUCCUUUCUCUGGCCUUCCUUGCUUUCCUUCUCAGUUCUGGUGAUGGUAGAAAUGCCCUUCGUGCUAUUGAGGUCUUAUUUUGGUUAUAUUUUUAGAGUGUUUGCAUGUUCUAUUUUAAAAUCAAAUUUAGGAUAAACUGCAGCACUCUGGGCAAUUCUGUGGCAGGGAUAAUGUUAAAAGCUGAGAGGGAGAAGCACCACAUUUCUCUAGCAAAGCGCCCUGCCUCCAGUUUGAAGACAGUGAUUCCUGUCAAACCAGAAUUAUCUGACCUGAUAGUCUCUCUGAUGUACCUGUGUUACAAGGAAGGUUAGCAGACUUGCAGAAAACCUUUUUUCCAUCCUCCAGUGAGUCUGCACCAAUGAUUGCAGAACAGAGUGAAGACACAGAGUUGUUUGUCAUUACCAUAUUCUUAUGACCUCUGUGUGGCAUUUUUCACUUGCAGGGAACCUUGGGAUCUACCAUGACAGUAGAAAUAUACCUGAAAGGGGGUAUUCCUUUCUUAAUUUCAUGUUAUAGAACCAGAGUCAGAGAGGCUUAGCUUCUUACCCCCACUUCUAAUUCAUACUGGACAAGUGGGCAACUCACUUCACCUCUCUGAGCCUGUUACCUCAUCCUAGGGCAUCUCUAAGACACCUCAUCCAUUUGCAUAUUAUUUGUCUGAUCAUUGCUAAACAUCUGUUUGAACUUGGCCAUUGCAGGUGAAAACAGGAAAAGGCAGGGUCACGGCCCCAGGCUUAUCUCCAGGGGCCUUGGGGAGAGGGAGUUUGUCCAUUCAGCUUUUCCUGGUUAGGACCCUGGAUGUCAGCCAAAGCUCUGUCUUUGACUGGUCUCUCUUCAAGUCUCCGUUAUCACCAUGGCGUCCUCGCUGUUCUGAGGGUGGUCUCGUGACUGUGGCAGGUGCCAGAGUGAGAGAACUAUCUCCAUCCAGGCAGUGCACGGAGAGUUAAUUCCCAGGCAGAAUCCUUCCUGCCCAGGCUUUCAUUCUAAACCACAGUCUUCCUGGAUCUAAGCUUUUGGGGGCAGCUGAGCGUGUGUGGCCUGCAUCUGAAUGAGAGCCCUCUUUGUAAAUGGGGACUUGAGCUGGAUUCUGCCAGCCCCAGGGAAACAAUACAUGUGUUCUUGCUUGUGGUCACCAACAAGCAGGUGUCAGAGACGUGAGAGGCCUUUCUUUGCCUGUGACCUUGAUCCUGACUUGGAGCGGAAGCUCACUGAAACACUGCAUGGAACUGAAGGAGCUCAGGUCUUUGUGCUUUAGGCAGACAGGAGCAUUUCGCUAUGUGUCACAAUCUCAUCUGGAAUUGUCUUCCUUGCCCAGAAAGCCUUAACUUGCCUCUAGAAAGCCCCCUGGAAUUACACCAACAUUGAGGCGUAGGAAUUCAUACUCUUCUGCUAUGGAAGCUCGAGCAAGGCCAUGGUCAAAACAGAAUUCCUCAAAGGCUCUUAACUAUGUUCUGCCCCCCACACCACCCCCCCAGCAGCACCACUGAUCUAGAAUGGGCUCAGUUGCCUCAUCUCUGGCUCCUCUGUCCUCCUGGCCUUACUCUUGUUCAGAGCUACUUUGGAGUACUCAAAUGCUUCAAAAAGCCGUGAAAAGUGGCGGGCCUGUGGCAGUUAGAGCUAAGCAGUUGCGGCCAGUGUUCUCUGUCACUUUGUUACCUGAGUAGAGGGAAGCACCCCCAGUUCAGCUUGCUUUGGCCAAAUCAUAUUUGAAGAAAAGGGGACGGGCUCUGCUGGCAGAGGGAACCAGAACAUCCAGAGCCCAGGCCCCUGUCUCUCGCCUGUGUUGCCGCCGCUCCCGCCUCGGCAUGUGGUAGCCCCGUGUCGCAUAUUGGCCCUUGGGAUCAGGCCACAGAGUCCAACUCGCCAGCCAUUCCCACACGCCCUCCCAGAACGUAAGCGGCCUUCCCUUUGGAAGAAUCGGUCCACCAUGUUAGUUUUUCCUAGCAUGCACGUGGAGAAAGCUUUCAUGUGUCGCUGAUAAACAAGGUAAAGAUUAUUUCUGACUGGUGGAUUAUGUCUGACCCCCUGAGUUCCAUGAAGUCCUCAGCUGUGAACUUGACUCCUCUCAAUUAAGAAUGAGAUACAUAACCUCCCUUCUCCCCUUUCUGGUCCCCAUUAGCCAAGAAAUCCACUAUUGCCAUAAGUUGGGGACAGUCCUCUUAAUAGGCCCUGCAGAAAUCGCCUUAAUCUCAUUGGCUUUUUCCUCCCGCACUGAGCAGACAAUUGACCCCCAGAACAGUUGCCAACCCCCCUGUUCCCAGCCCCCACCACGUUUCUCCCAGACUCUUGGGUGGACCAUGGUCCUAGAUGUCAGACUUCACUCUUGCUCAGUUUUCAUUUUGGCCUCUUUGGUUUUCCUAAAGCACAGGUCCACGUAGAAUCUUGUCAUCUCCCCAUACCAGUUCCAGACGACCUUCACUGCAUCCGAGCUUUCGACUUCUGCCACUGCUGCCUUAGUGACGCCAGGGGCAGGGGAGGGGAGCGAGUUUGCAGCUCUCCUUUUCCUGGUCAACAUAUUCUUAGGUUGGCGGGUCUGCUUGCAGAUUGAUGUACGAAAACCAUCCCUUUCACAUUCCCGAUUCUUGUUUUUUGUGUUUUGUUUUGUGUUGUUCUCUUUGAGUUUUCUAAAACUUAAAAUGCUGCCCCGAAAAUAACUGUAUUUUUGAGUUUGUGUACUGAAAGCCUCCAGGCUGCUGGAUCUUUU